AUGGCGACCGUCGUCGGCAUCGUCAUCCUGCUUUUCCUACUCGAACCGUUCCUGGCGGCCGUCGAUGUAUUCUGUGACAAUCUUAAGGUCGUGGCCGCGAGCCUCCCCAAGAACAUCUCUUCUUCCCCGGUACACUUCGCUACCGCCACCUUCGGCCAAUCCCCCGACGUGGUCUACGCGCUCGCGCUCUGCCGUGACGACCUCCUCAACGACACCGCCAGCGGCGAGUGCGUCACUAACACGUUCAAACUAACGCCACCGCCGCCGCAGCGGUGUUACCGCACCGCCCUCUACUCCGUGGGCGCCUACUUCACCGUCAACCCCUGUGUCCUUGCCUACUCCGUCGACAACAUCCUCGCGCCCGGCAACGGCGACGACAUGUUCUUGGAGUUUUGGACCACCAAAAACGUCACCGGCGACGUCCGCCUCAUCACCGGCCUUAUCCACGAGCUGCUCGUGGCGACUGUGGAAAAGGCGGCCAGCAUGGAGCUGACGCGGUUCGCCAUGGGAGUCGUGGACAGUCGCACCACCUUCCCGUUGGUGUAUUCCCUGGCACAGUGCACGCCGGACCUGUCCGCCGGCGACUGCUUGGCGUGCCUGCGUCGUCUCCUCAGGAGGAUCAACUCCACCACGUCCCAGUUUAUCGGAGGGCAGAUGUAUGACAUACGGUGUAACUUCAGGUAUGAGUCGUUUUCGUUCUACGGUGGGGAGCCAAUGUUGCAUCUUGGGCCGUCAUUGGCGCCUGCAGGAGCUCCGACUCCGACCAACAAGAGACGUAUCAGCAAGCCGUGGGUAAUUCCCAUAGUUGUGGUGCCUCUAGCAGUAGCAACGUUUCUCCGCUUCAUGUUUUAUUCUCGUUGGGUCAAAGGUAUGGUAAUUUCCUUACAGGGGCCGCGGCGUGCUCAGGAUAUGGAGGGAGAGAAACAACUAGUUUGGCAUGGGAAGAAUUCAGAGUUCUCCAUGUACGAUUACGAACAGGUACAAGACGCCACAAAUAAUUUUUCAGACGGAAACAAACUUGGACUAGGUGGCUUUGGCACUGUCUACAAGGGCCAGUUUCGUGAGGGAUUGGAGAUAGCAGUAAAGAGACUGGCUUCACAUUCAGGACAAGGUUUCAUAGAGUUCAAAAAUGAAGUCCAACUCAUAGCCAAACUGCAGCACACGAAUUUGGUUAGGCUCUUGGGAUGUUGCUCUCAAGAAGAUGAGAAAAUAUUGAUAUAUGAGUACUUGCCAAACAAAAGCUUGGAUUUCUUCAUCUUUGAUGAAAAUAAAAGAGCUUUGUUGGAUUGGUCCCAACUUGUAGCAAUAAUCGAAGGAGUGGCACAUGGACUUCUUUACUUACAUAAGCACUCCCAGUUGCGUGUCAUACAUAGAGAUCUUAAGACAAGCAACAUUCUCUUGGACAGUGAGAUGAAUCCAAAAAUUUCAGAUUUCGGGCUAGCAAAAAUAUUUGACUCAAAUAAGCCAGAAGGGAACAAUACAAGGAGAGUGGUUGGCACAUAUGGCUAUAUGGCUCCUGAGUAUGCUGCAGAAGGUAUCUUAUCUAUUAAAUCCGAUGUCUUCAGCUUUGGUGUUGUCGUUCUUGAGAUCCUUAGCGGAAAGCGGAAUUCUGGUAGCAAACAGUGUGGAGAUUUCAUCAAUCUUCUUGGAUAUGCAUGGCAAUUAUGGGAAGAGGAAAGAUGGAUUGAUCUCAUCCAUGUGUCAUUGGUUCCUGAGAGUCACUCAACAAAGCUGAUGAGGUGCAUGAAUAUAGCAUUGCUUUGUGUACAAGAGAAUGUAGCUGAUCGACCAACCAUGCCAGAUAUUGUUGGAAUGCUAAGCAGUGAGACAAUGAUCAUAACUCAGCCUAAGCAACCAGCAUAUUUCAAUGUAAGGGUUGGAAAUGAAGAGGCCCUGACUCCACUUGAGUCAUGCAGUAUUAAUGAUAUGAUAGUCAUGUCAUGUGUUUUUUACUGCCCGGUGAAGUAUUCAUGA
Messenger RNA from Triticum aestivum (bread wheat), 1974 nucleotides. RefSeq names its product cysteine-rich receptor-like protein kinase 10. NCBI's taxonomy places the organism in Eukaryota, Viridiplantae, Streptophyta, Magnoliopsida, Poales, Poaceae. Gene Ontology annotation, biological process: protein phosphorylation. Gene Ontology annotation, cellular component: plasma membrane. Bases 1 to 1974 code for a protein of 657 amino acids. The transcript is spliced from 8 exons. Gene Ontology annotation, molecular function: ATP binding; protein serine/threonine kinase activity. The record is from RefSeq and is a predicted model, not a curated record.